AUGAGUGAAAGCACAAAAUCAAGAGAAACAACUCCCAGACAGACUUCUGGGCAUUCAACUAUCAGGCAAAGCAGUGGUCGAACAUCCACUGGUCAAUUUAGUGAACAUACAACUCCUAAACAGACAGAGAAGCCUACAACUGUAACACAGACUAGUACGCAUAUAAUUUCACGUCAGUCUACUGAGAGUAGAACUUCUAGAAUGACCAGUGAACAUACAACUACCAGAGAGGUGACUAAGCACACGACUCCUAAACCUAUUAGUGAGCAUUCAACUGUAAUGCAAAGUAGUGGCCAAACAUCCAUUGGUCAAUUUAGUGAACAUUCAACUACUAGAAAGACCAGUGAGCAGACAACUGCUAGGGAGAAUGAGGGUACAAGUCCAAGGGAAACCAGUGGAUAUACAACUUCCAGAAUCAUUAGUGAGCUUUCAACUAUUAGUCAAAGAAGUGGCCAAACUUCUUCUGUGCAAUCUAGUGAAUAUACAACUCAUAGACAGACAGGCGUCUAUUCAUCUGUUAGAGGGACUAGUGGUCACACAUUCCCUGGUGAAACAAGUGAGCGUACAACUCCAGGUGAUAUUAGUGGGCAUACAACAACUGGACAUACCAGGGGGAGUACAGGCCCUGGACAGACAACUGAUUAUUCCACUUCCAGAAAGGUUAGUGAGCAUACAACAUCAAAACAGACAAGUGAGUUUUCAACUCGAGGAGUGGCCACUGAUAGUAUAUCUACCAAAGGGGUAAGUGAGCACACAACUAAGGGGCAGGUCAGUGACAGUUCAACCAGAGGCAUGAGUGAGCACACAACUCAUGGAAAGACCACUGAGAGUAUCAGUUCUAGAGGUGCGAGUGAGCGCACAACUAGAAGAGAGAGCAGUGAGACUACAACUGCAAGAGGCAAAAGUGAGCACACAACUCAAGGAGAAAGUAGUGAGGGUACAACGACUGGAGGGAUGAGUGAACACACAACUCAUGGAAAGGCCACUGACAGUACAACUACCAGAGGAAUGAGUGAGCACACAACUCUAGGAGAAAGUAGUGAGAGUACAACUACAAUAAGGAUGAGUGAACACACAACUCAUGGAAAGGCCACUGAGAGUACAACUACCAGAGGAAUGAGUGAGCACACAACUCUAGGGGAAGCCACUAAGAGUGCAACUACUAGAGGAAUGAGUGAACACACAACUCGGGGAGAGAACAGUGAGAGUACCAGUUCUAGAGGUGUGAGUGAGCGCACAACUCGAGGAGAGAGCAGUGACACUACAACUACCAGAGGCAAGAGUGAGCACACAACUCAAGGAGAGAGCAGUGAGAGUACAACUCCCAUAAGGAUGAGUGAACACACAACUCAUGGAAAGACCACUGAGAGUACCAGUUCUAGAGGUAUGAGCGAGCACACAACUCAAAGAGAGAGCAGUGAGGGUACAACAACUGGAGGGAUGAGUGAACAUACAACUCAUGGAAAGGCCACUGAGAGUACUAGUUCUAGGGGCAUGAGUGAGCAAACAACUAGAGGAGUGGCCACUGAUAGUAUAUCUACCAGAGGGGUAAGUGAGCACACAACUCAUGGAAAGGCCACUGAGAGUACCAGUUCUAUAGAUGUGAGUGAGCGCACAACUCAGAGGGAGAGCAGUGAGACUACAACUACCAGAGGCAAGAGUGAGCACACAACUCGAGGAGAAAGCAGUGAGAGUACAACCAGAGGAAUAAGUGAACGCACAACUCAAGGAAAGACCAGUGAGAAUAUAACUACCAGAGAGAUGAGUGAGCACACAACUGGAAAUAAUACCAGCGAGAGUGGAACUACAAGACAGAUGAGUGAACAUACAUUACCAAAGGAGACCAGUGAAUUUUCCACUCUCGGACAAAGUUCUGGUCAUAUUUCCCAUACAGCUGGACAGACUAGUGAGCAAGCAUCUUCUAUAGGAAUAAAUGAGCACACCACCCAUGGGGAAAUAAGUGAAAGCACCUCUACCCAAGUGAGAAGUGAGUACACAAUUACAAGGCAAAGCAGUGAACACACAACCCCAGGACAGACUAGUAAGCAUUCAACAAUUGUUCAGAGCAGUAGCACUACAUCCCCUGGUCAAACAAGUAAACAUACAACUGAAGCUCAUAUUAGUGGGCAUACAACACCCAGUCAGACCAGUGAGAGUUCAACAAUAAGACAAACCAGCGAGAAGACAACUGUGCACCAAUCUAGUGAGGGUACAACAAUGAGCCAUACCAGUAUGAAUACAUCCCCCACUGGAGGCAGUGCACGUCCAACACCAGGACCAACCAGUGAGCACACAACUUCAAGGCACACCAGUAUGUACUCAUCACAGGCUCAGACAAGGGAACAUUCAACUGAAGGACAAAAUAGUGAGCACACAACUCCACAACAGAGUAGUGAGUAUACAGUUCCUGGACAAAGCAGUGAGCAAACUACAGGCCAGACUAGUUCAGUUGUAAAUACUGGAGAAACCAGCAAACAUACAACUCCCAGACAAACCAGCAUGCAUGUCACUUCAGGUGAAACUAGUAAACAACCAAUUCCAACCAGCAAGCAUGAAAGCAAUACGACUCCAGUAUUUACUGUUGUAGGGAGGACAAGUGAAAGCACAUCACAUAUUCCAGCUAGCACUAUAUUUUCUUCAACAUCUACAGCUAUUCACCCUGAAACAACAAGAGUGGCAUUCAUGUCCUCAGCUCUUCCCACAGCUCAGUCCACAAGCUUACCAACUACUUGCAGACGUCAGUGUCAAUGGACUGAAUGGUUUGAUACCCAUUUUCCCACUCCAGGCCCAAAAGAAGGUGACUUUGAAACCUAUCAACAGAUAAGACAAAAUGGUGGAAAUAUCUGUGAUCAUCCAGAUAAGAUAGAGUGCAGGGCAGAAAAAUUCCCUAAUGCUUCACUUGAAGGCGUUGGACAAGUUGUUCAGUGUAAUGUAUCUAUGGGACUGCAAUGUAGGAAUGAAGAUCAAGAAGGAGCAUUCCCACUGUGUUACAACUAUCAGGUUAAAGUUCGAUGCUGUGAUGAUUAUUUGUGCGAAACAACAGUGUCACAGCCAGUUAGUACUCCUCUAGCUCCCACAGCUUCAACUGGAAAAGAAAUAUUCAGCUCACUAAUGAGUUUUCCAGUGGAGAGCACGGUACAUACUUCCUUUUCCACUAGUUCCAUUUUGUCUUCUGCUCCUUAUUCCACACUGGGACAAGGCACAAGCAUGAGUGCAUCUUCAUCUAUUUUCUCAACAUCAUUGACUAAAACUCAUCCAUUCAUCACACCAGAGACAACCAGGUCAACUGAGUCAGAGACUUCAGGAAGCACUAAACCCAGUUCAACCAGAACGUCAUGUUUGUGCACUGCUAAUGGCCAAACAGUUCAGCCAGGCCACAUCAUAUACAACACCACUGAUAACAGCGGAUGGUGUUACACAGCUUUUUGCAAUGACACUUGUGGGAUUGAAAGAGCUGUAAUAGAAUGCCAUUCCACCCUGGCACCAUCCACUUCCUCAGCACCUUCUUCAUCAGAGAGCACUUUUACAUCUCCAUCAACAUCAGAGCUUUCAACAUUAGAAAGCUUACAAACAACCCAGCCUGAAAUAUCCACUACAUUGCCUCAGCAUGAUUGUUCUGCAAUGGUUCCACCCAGAAAGCUGAAUGAGACUUGGAAUAUUGACAAAUGUACACUGGCGACAUGCAAAGGAAAUAAUGAAAUCCAAACUGAGGGAGUAAAAUGCAAGCCUGUGAAGCAGAUGACUUGUGCUAAUGGCAGGCCUGCUCACAAGGUGUAUGAUGACUCAGGCUGCUGUUAUGACUACGAGUGUGAAUGUGUUUGUGAAGUUGUAAACGUCUUGCAUCAUGUGACUUUCGAUGGAACUUCUUACAUAUAUAGGGGCAACUGCACCUAUGUGCUAGUCCAACAGAUCAACAACAAGUAUGAUGAUUUCCGCAUUUACAUCAAUGAACAGCAGCAGGAGCUAGAAAAAGAUGUUGGAUCUCAGUCUUUAUGGAUAUUCUACAAGUCCAACUCUGUGUAUUUGACACGAGAGCAGAAUAUGAACAAGGUGUUCCUCAAUGAUCAUCAGGUUUUUGGAUCAGUAAAUAAGGAUGGCUUCAAGGUGUAUACCACUGGCGUACUGGUGUAUGUAGAAAUUCCAUCAUUCCAGGGCCUUGUUGUAUAUGGUGGGACAUUCUCACGUGUCCAAUUACCAUACAAAUUGUUCUUUAACAACACAGAGGGACUAUGCGGUACCUGCACUAACGACCAAAAGGAUGACUGUCGUUUGCCAGAUGGCACAAUUUCGGCCUCCUGCACUGAAAUGCCUCCAUAUUGGCUGACUUCAGAUCAGAAUAACACAGUGUGUGCACCAGAAACCAAACCAACAGUUCCACCCACUUCUACUACUACAUCACCCUCUAAAACGACUGAAAUUUCCAAGUGCAUACCUCAACUCUGUGAGCUUAUGAACAGCGAUGUAUUUGCAGAAUGUCACAAACUGCUGCCUCCUGAUGCUUUCUACAAUAUGUGCAAAGCAGAUGGAUGCCAGGUCAAUACAACUACACUAGAAUGCAGCAACUUGCAGAACUAUGCUUCAAUGUGUGCAGAGCUGGGAGUCUGCAUCAACUGGAGAAACUACACUGACGGAAAAUGCUUGUUUCCUUGCCCCACAACAAAGGAAUACAGAGCUUGUGGACCACCUUCAGAAGUCACCUGUAACCAUAGAUAUAAUGAGGAAUUUGUCACUAAAGAUCACAAGGCGAUAACCAUAGCAGAAGGAUGCUUCUGUCCUAAUAAAACUACACUGUUCAAUUCCCAGACUGAUACUUGUGUUUCAUCAUGUGAUUGCAUUGGUCCUGAAGGUGAACCAAAACAGCCUAAUGAAAUAUGGCAAAGUAAUUGCCAUCAGUGUGUCUGUGACAAAGAAUCCAUGAGCAUUCAGUGCAAGCCUUUACAAUGCCCUUUGCUGCCAGUGCCAUCGUGUAAUAAGGAUGGUCAAGUUCUCGUCACUGAGCCAAUGGUGAACAAUUCCUGCUGCAAUGUGUCUAAAUGUGAAUGCAAUAUAAACCUUUGCUCUCAUGCUGUGAAAAGCUGUGAAGCUGGAUACCAGCUGGUGGCCAGGACUCCCACUGAUGGCUGCUGCCCUGUAUAUGACUGUGUGCCCAAGAAAGUCUGUAUCUUCAACAGCACUGAGUAUCAGCCAGGAACUACAGUACCUUCAUCUAUCUGUGAAGAAUGCAAGUGCAGCUCAGAGAUUGAUCCAAACACCAAACUCUUCAAGAUUGACUGUGAAACAAAGAAGUGUGACAAGAACUGCCAUGCUGGUUUUACUUAUCAGGAUGUCGUAGGGCAGUGUUGUGGACAUUGUGUGCAGAUUGCUUGUAUUUUUCCAAUGCCAAGCUCUGCUAACAAUCCUGGAAGCACAAACGGCAGUCCUACUGGCAACAAUGGCAAUCCUAGUGGAGACAGCAACAGACCAAAUGAUAACAAUGCAAAUUCCACUAGAAACAAUAGCAAUCCCAAAAACAAUAAUGACAAUUCAAAUGACAGUAAGAACUACCCUAAUGACAAUAACAGCAAUCCCAACAGUGAUAGCAGCAAUCCAAAUGGUGGCAACAAGGACAAUCCGAAUGGCAACACCAACCACCCUACUGGAAACAACAGCAAUCCUAGCAGCAAGAAUAGCACUGAAAAUGAUAAUAAGCCUGGUGACAAUGACAACAAUCAUGAUGGUAGACCUAAAGAAAACAGCAACAAUUCAAAUGACAACAGUGGAAAUCCCAAAGGUACGUUUGACAAUCCAAAAAGCAACAACAAUAGUGCAAAUGGAAAUGACAACAGUCCUACUGGAUACACCACCAGUCCCAAAAGUAAGAAUGCCACUAAAAAUGAUGACAGAAACCCUGAAGGCAACAACAUCAAUCAGGAAAGUAAAUCAAAAGAAAAUGAUGACAACCCAAAUGACAAUAAUGGAAAUCACAAAGGUAUCAAUGACAAUCCAAAUGGCUACAAUAACAAUAGUAAUCCAAUUUACAAUAAUCUUAAUAACAAUAAUGGAAAACCUGAUGAAAAUAAUGAACAUCCAACUGGCAAUAACAGCAGGCCAAGUGAUACAGAAAUCAGCAACAGUAGCAUGCUCUAUGUCCUCAUGCCAGGACAGAGAGUGACAUUUCCUGGAGAUAACUGUACCCAUUAUGAGUGCUACAUGAUUGAUGGCCACUAUGUUUCAAUAUCAUCUAAAAAGUCUUGCCCUGAGUUCCACCCUGAGGAUUGUCUGCCUGGAACCAUUCGUUUCACCAGUGAUGGCUGUUGUCAGACUUGUGAUGAAAAGCCGAAACAGUGCAAAGUGCAUAAAAAUACAACCUAUAUAACUCAUGAAGGCUGUCAAUCACUCAACCCGGUGGCUGUGUCAUCUUGUGAAGGAGCCUGCAACACUUAUUCUAUGUACUCAUCAGAAGCUAAUGCGAUGGAGCACAAGUGCAGCUGCUGUCAAGAGGUACAGACAAGCUUCAAGAACACCACCCUAAAGUGCUCCAAUGGGACAAUUGUCAGCUACUCCUACAUCUACGUUGAAGAGUGUAGCUGCAGGGAUACCAGAUGUGAGGCAAAAGAUCAUUUCUGGUCUGGUGUCACAGCAAGCAUAACUGAGGAGGAGAAAAAGUAUGAUAGGAAAACAGAGGGCCAGCAGAAUAAUAAUCAGACAGACAAAGGAAAGUUGAAGGAUAAAGAUAGCACUGCUGUAAGCAAGAAAGCAACAACAAAUACCUAAGAAUGAAAGCAGAAAAACAACUGAUAAGAAGCCACAAAUACAAUCCCUGAGAAUGUG
Molecule: messenger RNA, 6810 nt
Organism: Erpetoichthys calabaricus (reedfish)
Lineage: Eukaryota; Metazoa; Chordata; Cladistia; Polypteriformes; Polypteridae
Product: mucin-5AC-like
Exons: 22
Coding region: 1-6753 (2250 amino acids)
Cellular component (GO): extracellular matrix
Molecular function (GO): protein binding
Source: RefSeq, a predicted model, not a curated record